GGUGCGUUGGCUCUUUUGCUUUCGGAUACUUUGGAACACUCAUCGGUGCACGGUUGCACGCCGUAAAUAUCCACCUCGAAAGUCAUCGAAAGGAGACAAGAAAUCAUCGUUUUAUUAAUAUAUAAACGCGAUAGUGAUACGAAAAGUGUCGGGUGCGUGUUAAUUACGCGGCCAAAAUGGUCGACGGUGUUUUGGAGGAUGGACCUCUCGUGGGCCCCGUUUAUUCUGAUGAUAAUUGGUUUUCAGCGACGACAGCGUACACGGUAGUGAUAUGUAUGGGUAUCGCGAGUGGUGUGUGCGUCGCGGCGAUGACCCGUUGGUUAUGUUGUCGACGUCGCGAGCACGUUAAACUGAGUAUCGACAAAUCACUGGCAUUUCGGCCGCCCCAUCGAAAGCCUACGGCGGUUAAAAGUCCGGGAAGUACGAGUCAUUAUUUGAAAAAGAGUCCGAGUCCGACUGGACCGGCGAAAAGUCCGCCGGGAACGGGGACCGGAGAAACACCGAGUCCGACGGGCUCGCAGACGUCGCAGCACUCGAACAAUCUUUCGUCACAGCCGAGAACGCCCUCGGCUAACGGUGGCCAGUCGCCUGUACAAACACCUUCGGGGGAAAUAACCCUCAGCUUGGAAAACGAAAGAGACAAGGCGGAAUUGGAAUCGAGUGAGAAAUCCGAAGGCGGCCGAUCCCCUAACAACGACUCGAACAAAGAUGGCCUCGGCCAAUUGAUGUUCAAACUUCGUUAUCAAGCCGAUCAGAACGCCCUCGUCGUCACUGUCGUUAAGUGCAUCGGCCUGCCGGCUCGAGGACAACAACACGUUACCAGCGAUCCUUACGUGAAACUUCAGUUAUUCCCCGAUAAACAACACAGAGUCAAAACCAGAGUGUUGCGAAAUACUCGCGAUCCUGUUUAUGACGAAGAUUUUACGUUCUUUGGAAUCUCACCGACUCAGUUACAGAAAAUCAGUCUUCACUUCGUGGUGCUGAGCUUCGACAGGUAUUCUCGCGACGACAUUAUAGGCGAAGUCGUGUUCGAUUUAGCAUCCGUAAAUAAUCUGGAGGAUGCGGACAAUCAGCAAAUAUCGCUUUAUCGUGACAUUUGUCCAAGAUGCUUGAAGAUUCAGUCGCAAGGCAGAGGGGAAUUACUGGUUUCUCUCUGUUGGCAACCCGCUACAAAACGAAUGACAGUCGUCGUACUAAAAGCGAGAAACCUACCGAAAAUGGACGUCACCGGACUCGCGGAUCCUUACGUUAAAAUAUAUUUGCUGUGCAAUUCUCAACGCAUCUCGAAGAAAAAGACUCACGUGAAAAAACGCACUCUCAGUCCCAUUUUCAACGAGUCAUUCAUUUUUGAAAUACCAAUUGAGGCUGUUGGUCUCGCUGAUAUCACUCUCGAAUUCAUGCUUCUUGAUUGGGAUCGCCUUACCAAAAAUGAGGUGAUUGGGCGAUUGGAAUUGGGCGGUACGAGGUGUCAAGGACCAGCACUGAAUCAUUGGAACGAGGUGUGGAGCUCGCCUCGACGACAGAUCGCUUAUUGGCACAAGUUGAAGGAGUAAGCGGAUCGCUGCUGUUGCAUCGUCGUUUUUCGAAACGUGAGCCAACCAAAGAACUCCCCAAAUACUCCAGCAGACUUCCUUAGGAUCAUUUUCAUCGAUCCUUCGUCAAAAAUAAUAUGCUAAAAAAGAAGAAGAAGAAGAAGAAGCAGCCCUGAAUCCCAAAAAACCGGUGCAUGUUCCCCCGUGUCGUCUAUACAAAUAAGCUCCCACCAUUUCAACCAAUCUACGCAUUCCCAUUAUGAAAAAGAAAAAUAACAAAACAUUCUGAUAAGCCGCGCGAGGAGGGACGAUUAGCUCCAUUUUAUAAUUGUAACUACACUCGCCGUCACUAGUGCGUUUUACAUCAGGCUCAAAUAUACAACGGAGACGCAGAAAGAGAGGGAGAGAGCGGACAAACACGAUGGGAAGAGAGAAGUUAAAAUAGUCGUGAUUUUUCAGUCAGGGGAUUGAGCGAAUUACAAAUUCAAAAAUCUCGUCACGCAUAAUCGGCUCAGUAUUAAGAAUUGCACCAUACAAAAAUCUUUCUAGAUCUGUUCUACUACAAAUACACUAAAGUACGAAAAAUAUCUUUCUUCAGAAUUUUAUUGUAGCCAAAAGUGAAUGUUGCCACGUGGUUAUUGAAAAUUAUUCAAAGGAACAUUCGAAGUACGUCAAAUUAAACCAAAUGUUGUAACUUUGUAAUUGAAGAUUUCGUUUUGUGUCGCAAUUUUUUCACUUCAUCGAACCAUGCAACGAAUGAUUUAUUUUUCAAAAAUCUUUCACCUUCAAGUGAAUUCGUGUUUGAAUUCAAUUUAUACGAUUUUCAAUGACCACACGGAGUCGUUUGCUUUCGCGACACAAUGAAAUUCGAUUUUUUGUACUGUUCUACAUUUGAAGGAAUCAAAGCUUUAAGAGAAGCUCUUCAACGUCGCGCUUACUUUUUUCACGCAGCAGAUUGAGUCCGUUGGGAUUUUUUGAAAAUCCGUUUUUCCUUGGUCUUUUUAUUUGAUAUUUUUAUAAAAAUUUGUAGAAAACUAGGAACAAAAAUCUGUUUAAAAAGGUUGACAUGGAAGGAAAGAACGUAAUGAGCUUUUCUUCGAGGCUUACUAUCGGCUUUUCGUUACUUCAAUAAAAAAAACCAAGCAAAAAUAAGUUCCUCUCGCGCGCCAAACUGUAUAAUCGCAUAAAUUCAUGAAAUCGAGAAAAUCUUGCUGGCGGCUCGUUUCAAAUGCUUAAUGGCGCGGUAUUAGAAAAAAAAUCCAAAAAAAAUUAGUGUGACGAACGCGAAUGCAGUGACUGCAUAGCGAGAACGAAGUCAUAAAAAUUCAACGAUUAAGUGUCGACCUCGAGUGAUAUUAAUUUUUGGGCAUUCGUGACAAAAAUGAACGUCGAAAAAUUGGAUAGUUUCAGAAAAAUCAGUGACUCCCCCUCCCCCUUUUUUUUAAUUCUCUAUUCACAAUAACAUCAUUUCAGUUUUAGUCUCUUGAACGAAAAAUUUUAGUUGAAAAAUAUUGAAAGUACCAAAUAGUAACUUUGUUUAAAUUGACUGAUUUUUCUGAAAUGAAAAUUUUACAAGUGUCAACUCGUAUGAAUAUUCGAUAUAACUAAUGACGCAUUUAAAAUAAUGAUAAAAUCGAAAGUUUCACGGGCUUUAUAAUUGUUGUCGAGAAAUUCAUUGAUCUGCGGAAUGAACGAUAAAGAGAGAUUGGUAGAGAGAAGACCAGAAUCAUGUAUCGGUCUAUCCUUGCGAUUGUACAUAUGUAAUUGAUGCCUCUGAUUAUUAUACUAUAUGGAAAAAAGCUCUAUUCAUAUUUAUUGAUUAUAAUAUAUUUUAAGAAAAACCGUAGGGGCACGAGUGCUGUAAUUGACCGCGUACAUAUGAAAACUCAUGAAAUAUGUACCUUAACUGUGCAACGAUAAACAUUCACCUGCCCUCCCUCCCUCCCUCCCGUUGCCCUGAAUAGUUAAGGAUAAAAAUUCAUACUCGAUCGAUAUCUCGCCACGUACAGUAUCAACAUUAUAAAAACGCAAUGGUUUUCAUAUGGUUUUUAUCAUUUGAUCUUGAUCGUCUCACGCAAGUCAAUAAGCAAAGCCCAAACAACUUAAUGUAACGUAGCUAAUGCACGAAAUAUUUUUGUCAAAGUUUGUGUGAAGCAAACAUUGAGUAAACAAAUGAAAUUGGUCCAUCAAAAAUCCAAUGAGAAAUGGAUGGAAAUUAAUGUAUCGGUGAACAGAGACACUCGCGUCUUAUAUCAGAUUUCCCUACCGAUAUGAACUGAUGAAUGAAAUACGAAAAAUCCAUUCGACUAAAUAUCAAAUUAUCAUUAGACUACUCGAGAAUAAAACAGAGGAACAAACGGAAAAUGUUGAUAUUUUGAAAAAAAGAGUGUCUCGUUCGUUCAAUUUAUUGUACGAAGAAGCUACGAUAAUGAUAAAGUUUUAUCAGAAUCUCCGUAUUUAAAACUUUAUUAUUACUGUACGAAUAAUUACCGAAAUGAUUAUUAUUCAUUAGCUCUGGUAGAUUAUUGCAAAAACAACAAAAAACAACCAAAUUUUGGCUUUUUCUCUCGUUUUCACGGAGACUGAACUCACAGAACGGAAAUUUUUCAGCAGCAGGUUCUGUGGAAUCGAGAGAUUCGCGGUGUAUUAUAAUAAAUAUAUUGAUUGUCGGAGAAACGAAACGAGAAUAAUCCUCGCGUAGAAUAAGAAUGAUCAAGUGUGUUAUAGAAAACGUUUGAAUCCAACUGGUUAUCGAUUCUUAUGACAAAAACACAUUUUUCAUUUCACUGAAGAUGCAAAUAGAUUGUAGUUUCGAUCCGUUUAGUGCCAUUUGUACGUUUCGCGACAUUUUUCUUUGUUCGAAUAAAAAUGAGGAAAGAGAAAAAAAGGAGGAGCAAUGGUUACGUACGGAAAUGCUACUGUAUGUGAACAGAUUUUAAGGCUGUGCGGUCAAUAAAAUAAUGUAAACUGUAAAA
Messenger RNA from Venturia canescens, 4507 nucleotides. RefSeq names its product Synaptotagmin 4 (gene Syt4). The record is from RefSeq and is a predicted model, not a curated record. The transcript is spliced from 5 exons. Gene Ontology annotation, cellular component: exocytic vesicle; axon; plasma membrane. Bases 177 to 1553 code for a protein of 458 amino acids. NCBI's taxonomy places the organism in Eukaryota, Metazoa, Arthropoda, Insecta, Hymenoptera, Ichneumonidae. Gene Ontology annotation, biological process: regulation of dopamine secretion; calcium ion-regulated exocytosis of neurotransmitter; vesicle fusion. Gene Ontology annotation, molecular function: calcium ion binding; phosphatidylserine binding; calcium-dependent phospholipid binding.